Ipomoea nil (Japanese morning glory) is the source of this 1689-nucleotide messenger RNA. RefSeq lists its product as uncharacterized. Lineage: Eukaryota; Viridiplantae; Streptophyta; Magnoliopsida; Solanales; Convolvulaceae. The record is from RefSeq and is a predicted model, not a curated record. The coding region runs from base 124 to 1689 and encodes 521 amino acids. The transcript is spliced from 4 exons.
GAGUCGCGAUUUUCGCCGUCUUCAUCUCAUUGUCGCCGGAGCGUGUUUUGUUCACCAUUGUCGCCAUUUUCGCCAUUUUCAUUCUAGCAUUGUCGCCCGUUAUCAUCGCAUUCUCCAUCAGAAAUGGCUCGUGAACCUACACUGGCUGAGGAUCUUAGAGAAACAAAAAGAAGAAGAAGAGAGUACCGGACAGCAGCAAUUCUAGAUUCACAAGCAGCUCAGAGCUCUAAUCCAACUAGUGAACAACCAGCAGCAGCCCUAAAUUCACAAGCAGCUCAGCGCUCACGCCCUGCUAAGGAAACAACUGUUGCAGAGACUUCAACGAGACGGCGCCGACGAACUAGAGAACACAGGAGAGAUUACUUCAAUACGAGGAUGGGGCCAAAGCUGAUGUUUGAUCUUGUCCAGAGGCUCUCACCACGACAGAAACAAGCUGUCGUAGAAACUGGAUUUGGUGGACUUCUUCAUCUCCAACUCUGCACCAAUGAAUCAAAGUUGGUGCAAUACCUGCUGGACAACUUUAAUGUUUGCAGGUGUGAUUUUGUAUUAGAGGAUGAUAGUCUCCAUAUUGAAGAGGAAGAUGUCGAAUACACGUUGGGAAUCCCGCGAGGGCCUCUGAAGGUCAAUGAGGGGACAAAGAUGGAAGACACCUCAACCCGUGAAUACAAACUGCUGCUGACUUCAUGGAGAAGGAGGUGGGGUAUUACAGCAGGCUCGCCAAUAACUACACAGAUGCCAGAUGAGAUUGUUAGGAGAGCUGAUCAUGGUGAUGAGUUCAAGAGGGAUUUCGUAGUCUUUGCCGUUUCCUCCAUGCUUCGAGGAAACACAACACGCUACUCCAAGUACAGGAUCUUAAACUCAUUGAUUGAUGUUGAUAUGAUUAAAGAGUACAAUUGGUGCGCCUACACAUACCAAUCUCUCAUUGACUCGAUAGAUAGUUACAAUGAAGAUAGAAAGAGAAGCUUUUGGGGGCCAAUGACAUUGAUAUUGCUGUUCUACUUUGAUCGAGUAGAAUUCAAAGGAAUGAAGAUCAACAGAACAUACCGUAGCAUACUUGCUUGGACAACCACGCUUGUAAGAAAGAGAGUCAAGGCUGAAAAAAGGGCUGGUGGGUUUGGAAAAGGAAGGGUUAUCCCUAGAGUUAAGAAGCCAAGGACUGAUGCUACCACCUCACUGCAACAACCUGCAAGCACUGCUGCUGCUACAACCUCACUACCACAACCUGCAUUUACUGCUGCUGCUACUACUUCUUCUACUCCUGCUACUGCAACACCGACACCAACUACAAGUGAGCCACUCUCAAGUGUUGAUCGGGUGACCCGUGUGCUCCAAAAGCUAGCAUCAGAUGUCCUGGAGUUUGGUGAAGCUAUGUCUGAAAUUGGAAAGCAUGGCGCACCUAUUGAAGUCAUGAAGAAAGCGUUCUCAGGGAUAUCAAACAUGCUAGGUGCUGCAAGCGCAAUUGAAUCAACUUCCAUUCCAACUGAAUCUCAGUUGGAUGACAUAUUCUUUGGGAGUGAAACCUUCACCGCUGCAGUGGAUUCAUUGGUGGAAGCAUUUCAGAAGACAACAAGAACCAUGGAAUUUGAAGCUCCAUCAUUUGAUUUGGGAAUACACUGCAAUGAAUCGCAACCACAGCCAUGUGAGCAACACACAGAGCAAGACUGUCAACGACCUUGGGAGCACAAGUAA